AUGUAUAAGUUUAUCGUUACCGUAGUACUGGCAGUAGUAAUUGUAUUUGGUAAUGGCAUGACUAUCAUAGCUGGAAAGUUGUGUCCCAGACUAUUUAGAGUCACCACCAACCACCUGAUGCUCAGCCUCACUAUCUCGGAUCUAUGUGUGGGUCUCGUGACACUCUGCAAAGUGGUUGCUUUCUUCGAACCGUCGCUGAAUGACUACAAGAACGUGUGUAUAUUGAAGCAAGUCUGUUCCUGUGGUGCCUUUUUAACUAGUCUAUUCAACGUCAUGGCAAUAGCUGUUGAUCGUUACAUAGCAAUUUAUUAUCCUUUUGAAUAUCCAAGAUACAUGACCAAGAGCGUAAUAAAAGUUGUGGUGAUGGCCAAUUGGUGCACAGCUUUUUUUAUAUCUUCGAUGCCCAUUUACUGGAACAGAUACCAGUCGACGGACAAAUGUGAAUUCGUGACUGUCGUUCCCAAGUGUGACCUUAUNCACUAA
Molecule: messenger RNA, 483 nt
Organism: Copidosoma floridanum
Lineage: Eukaryota; Metazoa; Arthropoda; Insecta; Hymenoptera; Encyrtidae
Product: G protein-coupled receptor 12-like
Biological process (GO): G protein-coupled receptor signaling pathway
Cellular component (GO): membrane
Molecular function (GO): G protein-coupled receptor activity
Source: RefSeq, a predicted model, not a curated record